AUGCCUCGGUACUACUGUGACUACUGCGAUACCUAUUUGACCCACGACUCUCCAUCUGUUAGAAAGCAGCAUAACUCUGGUUAUAAACACAAGGCUAAUGUGAGGUCUUACUAUCAGCAAUUUGAAGAGCAACAAACCCAAAGUUUAAUUGAUCAGCGGAUCAAAGAACAUCUCGGGCAAGCUGCGGCGUUUCAGCAGGUUGGUGGGGCUUAUAAUCAUCUAAUGGGUCAGAGGCCAAACCUUCCUCCUGUAUUGCCGCCCCCGAGAUUUCCCAUUCCUGGAGGUCAACCAUUAAUGCCAGGGUUCAGACCUCUCAUGCCUAGGCCACUACCUAUUCCUGGGGCACCAGGGUAUCCUCCUGCACCUACCACCAUGCCACAAAUGAUGCCUCCACCUGGUGCCCCCCAGAUACCAGGUCAGUUAAAUACCCUACCUAGGCCCCCUUCAUUAGUUCCCCCACCAGCAGUUCCUGGAAGCACUGUACCACCACCUUCCAAUGGUGCUCCUUCUAUGGCAUCAUCAGCAAUGUAUCAAGCCAGUGCACCGCCACCAUCAUCUGGAGGUUAUGAUAAUCACAAUGCCAAUGCUCAAGCACCUGAGGCCAAUCAAUGA
Messenger RNA from Lathyrus sativus (Indian pea), 612 nucleotides. NCBI's taxonomy places the organism in Eukaryota, Viridiplantae, Streptophyta, Magnoliopsida, Fabales, Fabaceae. The record is from the annotation of a GenBank genome assembly.